AUGGUAGGCUUAGUAUCGGCAGCCGGCCUGGUCGGCUUCCUGUCGGAACCUGAUCCGGAGCUCAAAAGCUUUGCUUUGAAGCAGCUGGAUAGCCAGGUUGAUUUGUUGUGGACGGAAAUCGCAAAUUCUCUUGGUGCGAUUGAGGCUCUCUACGAAGACGAAGACUUCCCAGACCGAGAACUCGCUGCUAUCGUUGCAUCUAAAGUGUACUACCACCUGCAAGAAUAUAACGAGAGCACGGCUUUUGCUUUGGGAGCGGGAAAGUACUUCAAUCUAGACAAGGCAGGCGAAUAUGAAGAUACAAUCAUUUCGAAAUGUGUCGACACAUUCAUCACCUUGUCCGCCAUCCGAGAUCCGACCCUCGCCGCCGCCACUGCUGGAGCGCCACCUCAACUCGACAAUGCUUUCGGUCAAGGAGGGGAUGGUGCCGCCAGCAUGUCCGCCAGCUUGACAUCUCCAGUCACCCCUUUCUCCCAGUCCGUCCUGCCGUCCAAGUCCCUGCUCUCCCGACAGAACACGGUGACUUUCGAUCCCACGCAAGCCGGAGCUCACCUCCUCCACGAUGACUCUUCCGAAGCCCUCAUUCAGCAACGUGGCCUUCAAAAGGCAUUGACCCGUGUCGUUGAGUCCCUCUUCGAGAAAUGUUUCCAGGAAAAGCGAUACCGCCAGGUCGUUGGCAUUGCGCUGGAGGCACGAAACCUCGGCAUCCUGCGGCGAGUCAUCCAACGAGCUGCAGAGGAUGAAACCAAAGAGAACGGAGAAGCUACAAAAACCGGUCAAGAGUUGAUGGAUUAUGUUCUCGAGAUCUGUAUGAGCGUUGUGCAGGAGCGAGGUCUGCGGAAUGAAAUACUCAAGAUGAUCCUCGAACUGCUCAACGACAUCCCGUCUCCAGACUACUUUGCUAUUGCCAAGUGUGUCGUCUAUCUCGAUCAACACUCUCUGGCUUCCAAUAUCCUGCGGCAAUUGGUCAACAAGGGAGAUGCUCGUUCAUUAGCAGUUGCUUACCAGAUUUCCUUUGACUUGUACGACAACAGCACGCAAGAGUUUUUACAAAAGGUUCGAGAAGAGCUGGCAGAGAUGCUCCCGAAAGAGGACAAGGCUUCGGAUUCAGACCCAUCAAGUGCCGACAAAAUGGUGGAAGACAAGGCAGAAGACCAGCUACAGCAAGAAUUGCAAGACUCGGCAGGCGCACCCGCACCCUCCAAACCUUCGAUUACUCCUGAACAACAAGACGCAGUCAAGAAAAUUAGAGACAUUCUUGACGGACUUACAUCAAUACACCUGAACGUUGAGUUCCUCCACAAAGCAAACCGUGUCGAUUACUCUAUACUUUCCAAAGUCAAAGAUAGUUUAGAGGCCCGGUACUCGAUAUACCAUUCGGCAGUGACUCUGUGUGCCGGUUUCAUGCACGCCAAAACAGCGACCGACAGCUUCUUCCGACAGAACCUGGAGUGGCUGGGUAAAGCGGUCAACUGGUCCAAAUUCACUGCUACGGCUGUCUUUGGAGUCAUCCACCAAGGGAAUAUCAACCAGGUCCACCGACUGCUGAGUCCCUACCUGCCAAAGGCUGGAGGUGUAACUAGUUCCCAUGAUUCUCCCUACAGCCAGGGCGGUUCUCUGUACGCUUACGGAUUGCUAUGCGCCAACCACAAAGGCAAAGCUGUCGACUUCAUCCGGGAAAAAUUCAAGGAAGCCACAGAGGAGGUCGUGCAGCAUGGCGGUGCUUUGGGCUUGGGUGUUGCUGGAAUGGCAUCCGGAGACGAGUCUGUCUUCGAGGAUCUCCGGAAUGUUCUCUGGGCCGAUUCUGCCAUCAACGGCGAAGCCGUCGGUCUGGCUAUGGGUCUCGUCAUGUUGGGCUCAGGUAACACCAAAGUCUUGUCUGACAUGAUUCAACACGCCCACGACACCCAGCACGAGAAGAUUGUUCGCGGUCUUGCGGUUGGUAUGGCAUUGAUCAUGUACGGUCGCCAGGAAGGUGCCGAUGAACUCAUUCAAGGUUUACUCAACGAUACCGACCCUACCAUGAGAUAUGGAGGUAUUUUGACUAUUGCUAUGGCUUACGUCGGGACUGGCAGCAAUAAAGCUGUUCGGAAAUUGCUGCACGUCGCUGUUAGUGACGUCAGCGACGAUGUUCGACGUAUCGCAGUCUUGAGUUUGGGCUUCAUCCUCUUCCGCAAGCACACCAGUGUGCCUAGAAUGGUGGAGCUUCUUGCAGAAUCCUACAAUCCUCAUGUCCGGUAUGGAGCCGCAAUGGCUCUGGGUAUUUCUUGCGCCGGCACCGGCCUUGCCGAAGCUAUUGAUCUGUUGGAGCCCAUGCUGAAGGACCCUACCGAUUUCGUCCGGCAGGGGGCUCUGAUCGCCCUUGCCAUGGUCUUGGUGCAGCAGAAUGAAGCCAUGAACUCGAAGGUCGUCUCGAUUCGGAAGCAAAUGCUCAAGAUCAUCUCCGAUCGACAUGAAGACGCCAUGUGCAAGUUUGGAUGUGCAAUGGCUUUGGGUAUCAUUGACGCUGGCGGCCGAAAUUGCACAAUCAGCCUUCAAACACAGACCGGUAACUUGAACAUGCUGGGAAUUGUCGGUGCUGUUGUCUUUACGCAGUACUGGUACUGGUUCCCACUUGCCCACUUUCUGUCAUUGUCGCUGACACCUACUGCCGUCAUUGCUAUUGACCAGAAAUUGGAGGCGCCAGUCUUCAAAUUUCACUGCAACACUCGACCCAGUCUCUUCGACUAUCCUCCAGAACAAGUCACAAAGGCAGACGAAGCACCAGAGAAGGUCAAGACUGCGGUACUGAGUACUACUGCUCAAGCGCGGAGACGUGCUGCCAAGAAAGAAAAGCAGCAAAGAAGGGAUAGCAUGGACGUCGACACGGCAACGCCAGUGACACCAAAGGUUGACAAAGGUGAUAAAAUGGACACAGAUGAGUCAGCAGCCAAGGAGGACGAGGGCAAGAAGAAGGAAGGAGAAGCCACUGAAGUGAAGAAGAAGGCGGAGAAGGAAAAGGUCGGCUAUGACAUCCCCAACAUGUCGAGAGUGCUUCCGGCUCAAGUGAAGUACUUGACAUUCCCGGAUCAACGAUACCAGCCCGUCAAGCAAGCCACAGGAGGUGUGAUGGUUGUUCUUGACACUGAGCCAGAGAAGGAGCGUGAGACUAUUCCUCUCCUCGUCAGUAAGGUCGAACCUCCUACGGCUCCCGCGGCGGGUAGGACAACUGGAGGUGCUACCGGUGCCGGAACUGGUACUGCCACUCAGCCUAUACCCGAAACACCUGCGCGACAAAUAACCGGGUCCGGUGCGGCCGCGGCAGCUGGUGUACUGACUGCAAUCGACGAGGACGAGGAAGGAACCGAAGAAGCCCCUUGUCCCGCGGAAUUCGACUACGAGACUGAUUCUGAAGAACAAGCCGAAUAG
Exophiala spinifera is the source of this 3408-nucleotide messenger RNA. RefSeq lists its product as uncharacterized. Gene Ontology annotation, biological process: proteasome-mediated ubiquitin-dependent protein catabolic process; regulation of protein catabolic process. Gene Ontology annotation, cellular component: proteasome storage granule; nucleus; proteasome regulatory particle, base subcomplex. The transcript has 2 exons. Lineage: Eukaryota; Fungi; Ascomycota; Eurotiomycetes; Chaetothyriales; Herpotrichiellaceae. The record is from RefSeq and is a predicted model, not a curated record. Gene Ontology annotation, molecular function: enzyme regulator activity. The coding region runs from base 1 to 3408 and encodes 1135 amino acids.